Molecule: messenger RNA, 1047 nt
Organism: Macrosiphum euphorbiae (potato aphid)
Lineage: Eukaryota; Metazoa; Arthropoda; Insecta; Hemiptera; Aphididae
Source: the annotation of a GenBank genome assembly
AUGAAAAGUCUUGGGUAUUUAAAUUUGGUGAAUGAAAAUCGACAUGCUCUUAAUACAUUAAGACGCAUUAUGGUGCUACCCUUGUUACCUGGAGAUAAAAUCGAUCAAGGCCUAAGAUCUGUAAAGAGAUAUGCACGAAGAAAUGAUAUUAAUGUGAACCUACUAUUUGAUUAUUAUGAAAGGUUUUGGAUUGCCAAAGUAGGAUGUGAUGUAUUAUCUGUUCAUAAUCAACCUAGGAGAACAAACAACCAUCUAGAAUCAUUUCACAAUAAGUUGAGAUAUUCCUUUGGAGUGGCACACCCAAAUCUGUGGACAUUUCUUAAUAAGUUGUGUAAUUUAAUGCAAGAAGAAUUUUUGAAACGUUGUUCGUAUUCCGUGGCAUCAUACGAAGAACGAUUAACAAAUUUUUCACUUAACAUAACAUAUGACAAUGAAAUUGAAGAAGACUAUGGAAUUCAAGAACAAGAAGAUAACAAUCAAGAACCAGAAGAUGUAUUAAUUGAGAGCGAUAAUGAAAGCUACAAUAGACCAGUAAGUGACGAUGAAACCAAUGAAUUAGGGACAAUAGAUGAUGGCGACCAUGAAUUUGACAAUAUCCUGAACGUUAAUGAACCAAAUGAUCUUGGAAUUGAAGACAAUUUUCAGGCAGAAAAUGUAGAUGAUGGCCCUCUGUUGGAAAAUAUAGAUGAUCAAAUGGUGAACAUUCAACAAAAUGAAAGUGGAAACCAACAGGACAAUGAUUGGAAUGAAGAAGAUUUUAUUAUUGAAGAGGAAUUAGAUCCUGAUAUGAUACGGAUGAUGGGAACUGACCAUAGAAUAAGAAUGUUGGAAAUAGAAAAUUUACCAUUUGUUCAGGUUCCGUCUGUUCUUCCUCCAAUUACCAACUCUGAUCGAAUGUGUGUAGUUUGCUCUAUUUCAGAGAAAACGCAUGCGUUCAUACCAUGUGGACACAUAGCUGUGUGUGGUGAUUGCCUAAUAUUAUUAGACCCGCAACGCUGUCCAUUAUGUAACCAGCAAUUUACAGCAUUUUUAAGAAUUUGGUCAUAA